Messenger RNA from Glycine soja, 2523 nucleotides. RefSeq names its product probable polygalacturonase. The transcript has 6 exons. NCBI's taxonomy places the organism in Eukaryota, Viridiplantae, Streptophyta, Magnoliopsida, Fabales, Fabaceae. Gene Ontology annotation, molecular function: polygalacturonase activity. Gene Ontology annotation, biological process: carbohydrate metabolic process. The record is from RefSeq and is a predicted model, not a curated record. Bases 623 to 2020 code for a protein of 465 amino acids.
UUUACGAAAAUGGGGAUUGGAAUCAAAGUAACUAAGUUAGUAACAAUUGUGACUUGUGUGUGAGUGAAGUUAAACAGUAAAGUGAAGGUAGCUAGCUACAUCUACAUGCAAAGCUAAGCUAAAUUAUGAGGAAAGGUGCUGUUACCUUUGCAGUUGGCGUUGUCUGAAGUUGUCUGUGUCUCUGUGUAUUGCAAGUCACUGUCUCCGCUUUAGCAAUACUAGAAACCAGUCCUGUGCUUGUGCUUAACGAGUUCAUCACCAGUCCCAUCUUCAAAAUCAUUUGCGUUUCUCUUUUUUUCUGGAGAGUUUUGAUUUUUGAAGAAGGGAGGGUGGUCCUACUUCUUAUUGUUUGGAGGGCAGUAACAGUCCCUGUCAAUGAUUUUUACUUGGGUGGUGAAUGAGAAUGACCCACCCAAUCAAUAUCACACUCACACUUGCUUAUUGCUGCUGCUGCUGGGGUGGGGAUUUUAAUCAAUGAACCAAACCUCCUCCUCCUCCUCCUCCUCCUCCUCUUCUUCUUCUUCUUCACCCUUUCUUUUCUCUCUGGGUCUUUUUCAUCACUAGCAAAACUUGGACUUGGAAUUGGAGUUGGUUCAAAAAGGGAAACCUGGAUCUCAGUCAUAUGAGGAUACCUUCAACUCUCGUGGAAGUGCUUCUUGUAUUUGCAUUGUUCUGUUCUAGCCCAUGGACAGUGUGGAGCAGCAACACUCUUUGCCAACAGACGAACGAGGAAGUUCGACCUCACAGUGUCAGCAUCACUGAAUUUGGUGCAGUUGGCGAUGGGGUCACUCUCAACACAAAAGCAUUUCAGAAUGCCAUCUUCUACCUAAAUUCCUUUGCAGACAAAGGUGGAGCAAAGCUUUUUGUUCCGGCUGGCCGGUGGUUAACUGGUAGUUUUGAUCUCAUCAGUCAUCUAACUUUGUGGUUGGACAAGGAUGCAGUAAUUCUUGGAUCAACGAACCCUGAAGAUUGGCCAGUUGUUGAUCCUCUACCGUCGUAUGGGAGAGGAAGAGAAUUGCCAGGUGGAAGGCAUAAGAGCCUCAUUUAUGGGCACAAUCUGACUGAUGUUAUCAUAACAGGUAAUAAUGGAACUAUCGAUGGUCAAGGGAGUAUCUGGUGGAACAGGUUUAUGAACAGAACUCUGGAUUAUACACGUCCCCAUUUGGUAGAAUUGAUGAAUUCAACAGGGGUUCUCAUUUCAAAUUUAACCUUCUUGAAUUCUCCAUUUUGGACAAUCCAUCCUGUAUAUUGCAGCCAAGUUACAGUUCAGAAUGUCAGGAUCCUUGCUCCUCAUGAUUCACCAAACACGGAUGGAAUUGAUCCAGAUUCUUCUGACAACGUAUGCAUUGAAGACUGUUAUAUAAGCACUGGUGAUGAUCUGAUUGCCAUCAAGAGCGGGUGGGAUGAGUAUGGCAUUGCAUACGGUCGCCCAAGCACAAACAUUAUCAUCCACAGGCUAGUUGGUAAAACUCAAACAAGUGGGAUUGCUAUUGGAAGUGAGAUGUCUGGUGGUGUAUCUGAAGUUCAUGCAGAAGAUAUUCAAUUCUAUGAUUCAUAUAAUGGAAUCAGAAUAAAGACUUCUCCUGGCAGGGGUGGUUAUGUUAGAAAUAUCUAUGUCUCUAACGUGAGCUUGGCUAAUGUAGAUAUUGCUAUUUGGUUCACUGGUUCAUAUGGGGAGCAUCCGGAUGAUGCUUAUGACCCAAAUGCUCUACCUGUAAUAGAAAAAGUUACAAUCAAGGAUGUGGUAGGAGAAAAUAUCAAAACUGCAGGUCUUAUAGAGGGUAUAGAAGGUGACAAUUUUGUCAACAUUUGCCUGUCAAACAUUAUCCUUAACGUGACCUCAAACUAUCCAUGGAACUGCUCCUACGUUAAAGGAUAUUCUGACUUAGUCCAGCCAGAAGCUUGUGAGCCUCUCAAGGAGAGAAUAUUCCCUGAUCAUUGUUCAGAUUGUUACUAUUUGACAAAUCAAAUUCAGAGUUCGAAUAGUCAAAAUAGAGGUGCUUGGUUUAUGUCUUGGUAAAUUGUGGAGUUUAUAGCAUUAUUAUGCUACCAAAACUCACUUUAUAGCUGAAAUUUGAUUGGUGCAUUUUUUCAGCAGGACAAACUUCAGGUGACAUAAGAGGUUGAGUGGAGUUGCCCAACUGUGAUUGUCCAUCUGCAGAAAGAUACCGAGAAAUGAUUGGUUUUUGUAACUUGUGUGCAGUAACAAAAUAAUUGAGUGAUUUAUCAGAAAUAGGAAGUUGGAUGAUUUCAUGUCUUGCUUUUUCUAGCUACAUAUGGCUUUGGAAAAGAAAAUUGCAAAGUUUUGUGUUUCUAAUGAUUCUAAGGGAAAGAAUGUGUUUGGCUAUUGAUAGAGGUGAGAUAUGGCUACCCUGACAUAAUUCCCUCUUGCCAAAAAUGUUAUCGGACACAGGAGAUUUUGCAGUAGUACGAGGCUGGUGCUUGUUGGCUUUACAUCCCUUUUGAUUGAAUAAGGAAUCCAAUAAAUAAACUUCCUAGAAAGGUGGAAUUUACUCAAAAUUA